Polistes dominula (European paper wasp) is the source of this 1705-nucleotide messenger RNA. RefSeq names its product G protein-coupled receptor Mth2. NCBI's taxonomy places the organism in Eukaryota, Metazoa, Arthropoda, Insecta, Hymenoptera, Vespidae. The record is from RefSeq and is a predicted model, not a curated record. Gene Ontology annotation, cellular component: membrane. Gene Ontology annotation, biological process: G protein-coupled receptor signaling pathway; cell surface receptor signaling pathway. Gene Ontology annotation, molecular function: G protein-coupled receptor activity.
UGUUGUGUAAUGUAAAAUCUAACUCUUAUACAGAACUCAUUAUUUUAUUAAACGAAUGAAAAUCAACUAUUGAAUGACCUUUGAUAAUUUCUAAAUCAAAUAAAUAAAAAAGUGAAUAAAUAAGAGACAAAGAUCAAACUUAAUCUGUGUUAUUCGUAUAUUAAUCUAAUGAAAGGAAAAGUGUAAUGAAAAUAGUAAUGAAAAUAGAAGAUACGUAAAUUUCAAAUAUGGAUGAUUACAAACGAAAACAACAACAACAACCAUGUUUAUUUCCAAUCAAUGUAUUUGUUUGGAUAUUAUACCUCAAUUGGUUGACAUGGAUCAACAGUUCAUUAAGCUAUGCCGCUGAAGACAUUAAUUGUUGUAAAAAUGACACCAAAUGGUUAGGAGGAAAAAAUUGCAGCGAUGGCAGUAACAUACGUCUUCAUUGUCCUAAUGGAUUGUUUCUAACUGAUUCCGAACAAGAGAAAUUUAAUAUUACGGAAACCAGCAAUGGUGCGAUAUUGACAUUAAUUGAUAAUGAUUUCCAGGAUAUAAUGCAAGACAAAUUUUGUUUGUUACCCACGGAUAAUGUUGACAAAUUAAUGGCAUUAAUGUGUUUCGAGGAUUCUUACAUUGACCAGAUACAUUCAUGGAAAAAUAUAUUAUAUUUGGCACUCAGUAUGAUAUCGGCUAUAUUUUUAAUCAUAACACUUGUUAUUUAUUUGAUACUUCCUGAACUUCGUGAGAUACAAGAUAAAGCGAUGAUGGGUUCAAUUUCUUCUUUAGCAGUCAGUUAUAUUAUUUUAUGUAUCCAAAAUACCAGAGAUGAGUACAAUGAAGACAUAACUUUAUGUGUUACUUUAGCAUUCUUGUUGUACUAUGCAUUCAUGAUUGCAUUCUUUUGGUUAAACAUUGUUGCAUUUAAUAUUUGGCGAACAGUCUGGUUCAAACAUUUUGUGAUCAACGAUAAAAUACUUUUCCCAAUUUAUUGCGUAUUUGGAUUAUUCUUCCCGACUUGUUUCUUAUUGUCGACACUUAUAACUCAUCAUAUUGAUGGAACUCACAUAAAACCACAUUUUGGUGAAUCCAAGUGUUGGUUUAGCGGAACAAACGAAGUCUGGGUAUUUUUUUAUGGUCCAAUAUCAAUACUAUUGACACUAAAUGUUAUCUAUUUGGGUCUGACAAGUUGGAGAUUAUGGCACGAAUAUCGUGAAUAUAGUGGAAAUAAAUUACGAGCUUUAAGAUUUAAAUGUUUACUUUAUACAAAGCUAGUACUUGUUAUGGGUAUAACAUGGAUAUUUGAGAUAUUAUCAUUUGCUGCCAAUUCAUCGGACUGGUAUUGGAUACCAACGGAUAUUUUAAAUUCAUUACAAGGCUUUAUAAUAUUUCUUCUUUUGGUUGUAUCCCGUAAAAGAGUGAGAAAACUUUUGGCUAAAAAGAAACCAUGUGGCAUUGUUUUCCCUAAAUCUUGGAUAGCCUAUGAAGAUGAGGAAUGUGAAGUUGUGUUACCAGAAGAAUUGGAAUUGUCCCAACAGGGCUAGGAAAUUUAUUCAUUCAUUCAUCCAAUCAUUCGUUCAUUCAUUUAUUCAUUCAUCUUCAUUAUGACUUUUUAAAAAUUGUUUUUAAAAAAAACAACAACAGAAGAUGAAACUUGUGUGCAUUAUUAAUAAGUUAUUGUCUUAACGAUCUCAUUUCUAUUUAAAUCAUUUGACAAAUGCAUUAU